AUGCGGCAGAUCGGCGUAGGCACUUUCAAGCUCGUGUACCAGGCCCGAUGGCAGCAACCGCAUGGGGCCAGCUCCGAAGUGGCGGUCCUGCGAAUCCGUGGCAGCGGAUCCGCUGGGAGGAUGAAAGAGUUCGAGCAGGAGGUGAAGAUUUUCCAGCACUUGGGAUUUCACCCGAAACUCCUCCAACUUCUUGCCAUCACAAACGAGCCAGGGUCAGGCGACUACUGCAUGGUGACGGAGUUAGCGUCCAAGGGUGCGUUGGAUGUCAUCCUGUCGAGCCUUGCUAAGGAACGUCAGACUCUCAGUCUACUGGUGCAGCUGCAGGUUGCAAGGCAGAUCUGCGACGGGAUGGUACAUCUUGCACUGCAUGGGGUAGUGCAUGGGGAUCUGGCAACGAGGAACGUGCUGGUGUUCCGCCUGGAUGCGCGGAAUCACCUGGAUGUGAGUGUGAAGGUCGCUGACUACGGAUUGUCCAUCAUAUCUGCGCGGUGGUACCGUCAGAGCCAUGCAGCGAGCUUCAACACGGCACGGUCGAUGACUCGGCCAGUCCGAUGGAUGGCACCGGAGAGCAUCGAAAGAAGGCAGUUCUCGGAGAAGAGCGAUGUGUGGGCGUUCGGGGUGACCAUGUGGGAGAUCUGGACCUAUGCCGAGAAAAUUCCUUAUGAGAGCGUCUCGGAGGAUUCGCUUGUGGAAACUAAGGUCCUCGGCGGUGAGCGACUUCCGAGAUCCCCGUCGUGCCCGGCAGCUGUGUACAGCAUCAUGCUGGAAUGCUGGAGGGAGCGGAAGUCAGAGCGGCCAGGGUUCAGCGACUUGCAAAGAAAGCUGCAACAACACGACUUAACGGUGGCAGAGAGUUCAAGUGAGGAUGAGCCCGAUGAUUACAGUCAGCAGUGCGUCAUCUGCUUGGAGCGAGAGGCCGUGUGGGCGCUGAUCCCCUGUGGACACAUGUGUCUCUGUGAGGUUCACAAGGAGGGAGCAGCUUCCAGGCCAUGCCCGAUCUGUCGUUCAAAUCCGACAAGCGUGCACAGGAUAUACUAA
Guillardia theta CCMP2712 is the source of this 1038-nucleotide messenger RNA. RefSeq lists its product as hypothetical. Bases 1 to 1038 code for a protein of 345 amino acids. The record is from RefSeq and is a predicted model, not a curated record. NCBI's taxonomy places the organism in Eukaryota, Cryptophyceae, Pyrenomonadales, Geminigeraceae. The transcript has a single exon. Gene Ontology annotation, molecular function: transmembrane receptor protein tyrosine kinase activity; ATP binding. Gene Ontology annotation, biological process: protein phosphorylation; positive regulation of kinase activity; cell surface receptor protein tyrosine kinase signaling pathway. Gene Ontology annotation, cellular component: signaling receptor complex.